UCCGGUGGGUGUGUGGCGUCUUUUCCUCUCAUUCAGUGCGACGUUUUAUUUAAGUUGAAAGAUGGCGGCGGUGCAUCUCAGGAUCGGGGAUCUAGUGUGGGGCAAGCUGGGCCGUUACCCACCAUGGCCAGGAAAGAUAGUAAGCCCCCCCAAGGACCUGAAAAAGCCCAGGGGCAAAAAAUGCCACUUUGUGAAAUUCUUUGGAACUGAGGACCACGCCUGGAUCAAAGUGGAGCAGCUGAAGCCCUACCACGCCCACAAAGAAGAGAUGAUCAAGAUAAACAAAGGAAAACGGUUCCAGCAGGCAGUGGACGCCGUGGAAGACUACCUGAAGAAAGCCAAAGGGAAAGAUCAGAACUCUGACAGUAAAGGAGAAUCAAAAGGCAAAAAAACCUCCAACAAGCCGCUGAAGAUUCUAGAAGAAGAUGACGAGGAUCUCAGCGCGCUGAAGGACCCGUCAGAAAAGGACUUAACUGAAUCUGACCCUGAGCCGUCUGCUAUUGAGAGGCUGGGGGCCGAACCUGGUUCAGGAUUCAAAUGGGAAAGCAGUGUAGUUAAAAGCAACUAUGUUCUACAUGAAUAUAUGAACAGCUCUGUUUUGUUUUUUUCCCCACAGCCAGCGUCAUCCAUGGAGCCCAUCAGCAAGCGUCUGAAAAUCGUCGAAGAGGUCACAGGUUCCACUUCUAUCCAAGCAGCAGACAGCACAGCCAUCAACGGCAGCAUCACGCCCACAGAUAAAAGGAUAGGCUUCCUGGGCCUCGGCCUCAUGGGCAGCGGCAUCGUUUCCAACCUGUUGAAAAUGGGCCACGUCGUCACCGUGUGGAAUCGCACUGCAGAAAAGUGCGACCUGUUCAUCCAGGAGGGGGCCAGGUUAGGCCGGACCCCUGCAGAGGUGGCCUCCAUGUGUGACAUCACCUUCUCAUGCGUGUCAGACCCCAAAGCUGCCAGGGAUCUGGUGUUGGGCCCCAGUGGAGUUCUGCAGGGAAUCAGACCAGGCAAAUGCUACAUAGAGAUGUCCACCGUAGAUCCAGAGACCAUCACAGAGCUGUCCCAGGUGAUCACGUCGCGGGGGGGGCGAUUCCUGGAGGCUCCGGUAGCAGGAAGCCAGCAGCUCUCCAACGAUGGGAUGCUGGUUAUCCUGGCCGCAGGCGACAGGAGUGUCUAUGAGGACUGCAGCAGCUGCUUCCAGGCCAUGGGCAAGACCUCCUUUUUCCUGGGUGAAGCGGGAAACGCAGCCAGGAUGAUGCUCAUCCUCAACAUGGUCCAGGGCAGCUUCAUGGCCACCAUCGCAGAGGGACUCACCCUGGCUCAGGCCACCGGCCAAUCACAGCAGACCUUCCUGGACAUUCUGUCCCAGGGCCAGAUGGCGAGCACCUUCGUGGACCAGAAGUGUCAGAAUAUCCUCCAAGGUAACUUCAAACCAGACUACUAUUUGAAACACAUUCAGAAGGACCUGAGGCUAGCCAUCUCCAUGGGCGACAUGGCCAACCAUCCCACUCCAAUGGCUGCAGCAGCCAAUGAGGUUUACAAGAGGGCAAAAGCACUGGACCAGUCAGACAACGACAUCUCUGCAGUCUACAGAGCCUACAUUCACUAGAGGGAGAGGCCACCCAUCCUCUGGACCACGCAGUCUUUAAUCAUUUCUCUCUUCUGUCAUCUAAUGAGUUCCUGUUUUAAAUUCCAGUGGUUUUUAUUUCAUAUGCCCCAGUGCCAGCCAUGUUGUUCCCCCAUACUGGCCAGUCUGGGAUUUUCUUUGCUUUGUUUUCUACCUGGAGCAUUGCACAGACUGCACUGGGAAGGAAGGAAGGAAACUCCUCCGAUGGGUUCUGCAUCCGUGCUGCGGCGGCAGCGGUCCUGGGUUUGUGUGGCGCAGCAGUCCGCCGUGUGGCAGGAGCUCCGCGCCACACGUUGAGCUAAACCCUUUUAUUUUAAUUUGCCCAUGUGUGCAUUUUAAGUGUAAUCCUUUCUUUCAUCGUUUUUACUGUCAAGAAAAGCGAAACAGAAACCACCAAGAACCACUGCAUUGCCUUAAAACCGAACCCCUUCAAGUAUUUCUAUUUAUUUAUCUUCCCUGCUGGUCUUCUCGGCGCCGCGUGCUCGUGACCGGAGCGGGUGGGGUCUGUGAGGGCGGAGCCACAGCUGUGUAGGGGCCUUAAACUGCGCUAAAAGCUAUCACCACCAGAACCUGGGUUUGGGUUUCUGAUGGGUUCGGGGAGGGUUUUCCUAGAUCCGGGUUUGUUUUGUGUUUUAGAGAUGAGUUAAUGAAGAAAUCCCCGCGGCGGAAAUGAGUUUAGCAAUGAGCUGAAGAAAAAGACGUCUGUGAACUGAAACCUUUAACUGGUGGGACGACCUUUAUCUGGCGGUGAAUGGAUUGCGGACGCGUCGGGCUGCAGGUGUUUGCUUUCACGCAGUGAAGCUAAACCCGCUUCCUGACCACGUCCCUGCAGACGCGGGAAUCAGACGGCGCUUUUCUCCUCACACUCUGAGGAAAUCUGAGUUCUGCUUUUAGACGCAGCGUUCUCCACAUUCAGCAGGAACUUUUACUACAGCGGCCAGAAAUAAAAGGACGGGAAAUGAAUUUACCUUCAGUAGAAGGACGACGACUCUGAUCUACGUAGAAAGAAUUAAUUAUUUUGGAGCUUUAGUUUUCAUUGGGUUUUACUACCGGCAGAAAUUUUAUUUUUAAAAAAUCUUUACGUUUGGAAAAAAACAAUUUUUCAAUCACCAAUGAUUAAUAAAUAAGCAGCAAUUUCCUUUAAAACCUGAGUUUUUAUCAAUGAGUUUCAUCACAUGAAGGGCUAAAGAUUUAUUUUUUAAACCAAACAAUUUUUUGACAAAUUGAACAAAUGAAUUUCCAGAGAAAUUUUGCGUAAUUCCCGUUUUGCAGAGUUCUGCUGCUCCUCCGUUGAGGAGAACCGAAGGA
Cyprinodon variegatus (sheepshead minnow) is the source of this 2923-nucleotide messenger RNA. RefSeq names its product glyoxylate reductase 1 homolog (Arabidopsis) (gene glyr1). The record is from RefSeq and is a predicted model, not a curated record. Gene Ontology annotation, molecular function: NADP binding; NAD binding; oxidoreductase activity, acting on the CH-OH group of donors, NAD or NADP as acceptor. Bases 62 to 1597 code for a protein of 511 amino acids. Lineage: Eukaryota; Metazoa; Chordata; Actinopteri; Cyprinodontiformes; Cyprinodontidae. The transcript is spliced from 16 exons.